AUGCUUUGUUUUUUAUGCUCGUUUCCUUGUCGAUGUUCAACGUACUGCUACUGUGCACCAGGAAGGCUCGUGCGUGUAGUAUCCACACCCGAUGUGAUAGCUGGCAACAGAAGUCGCAAACGCAAGAACUAUCGGCGAUCAAGAAGUGAACCUAUGCUCCAAACCUUUGAAAAUCUGACUCAGUUCAGGCGAUUUCGGUCUCUGAGAGAGAAACGGGAUGAGAAAAUCAUUGAAAAUGGUAUUCGCAUGUCACCAGUAUCAAUAGCUUCAUCAACAGAGAAACGUUGGAGCCAAAAACGUGCAAUCCGAAGCCGAGUUGAACAACGUUUGGAGUCUAUGUUAUCAUCUUCAUCGGGUAGUAUUCCACAUAUGGAAACCGAAUUACCACCACUAAACCUGAACGAAAUCGCAGUUUCUGACAACUUAUCCACCGGCGUUUCUUCUAAUUCAUCUUCAGAGCUGGCAUUUGAAGAUUCCAAAAGUUCCAUCGAUGUGGAGACACAUAGACAUUUGACUGGAGAUAUGGAUAAUGAGACUUUCCAGAAUGAGGAUCCUCUCGAAAAAUCGAUUGAUGAGGAAAUUGAACGAUUGAAAGAGAUAGCAAGGAAUCUGAAUAUCACUGAUAUGGAAAGAUUGAAUUUGAGAACGGAUAUGCAGGACUCAGAUAUACCCAAUGGUUGGCAUAACCCCAUAAAUUAUACGUUUGAAUUGGAACAAUAUAUGCAAAAAGAAAACCUGAACCCCUUCGCUGAUCCUUUCGAAGAAGAUGAUCGUCGAUCUCGUAUUGAAAUGUGGGUGGAGAGCACAUCUCCUGGUAUUCCAGAUUCUGACAAUGAUCCGGGGAAUCCCAUGCCAGAUAGCGUGUCGGAAGAUGCAUCCUAUAUUCCAAGUUCUAGUGUUCAACAAAUUCUCGUCCCAGAGGUAAGAGUAGAGGAAUGCUCAGAAAACAGCUUGAGUAGCCCUCCGAUAACUGAUUCAAAAGCCGACAAGUCUACAAUGGAAUCUAGUGUAAAACCAGUGGAACUUCUAGAAAAUGCGAAGGAAUCCAAAAUAGAGCGUAUGGAUUCUUUACAAACGGAAGAGUUCGCUAGCGAAACGACUUCUUUCAUAAGUUCCGAGUUGGAUAGAGUCAGCUUAGUUAAAAUGAACUUCAAAACUAAUUUGGAUAAGGCUCUGGAGGGGAAUGAUCAAACCAUCCAUAUUAAUGAUAUUGAGAGGUUUUGGGAUUAUCGUUACGCGUCAGCUGGAGAACCAGAUGAGAAAGAAGAAGAACGUAAUCAGGAACAAGAGCAAAAUGCCAGAUUGAAAGAAACAUCAUCUGCCCAAUCCAAUGUGCAUAAGAAUACGUUAUCUCCUAAGGAUUAUCAGAAUCACAGAAGUCCUACUCCCACAGUCGAACGAGUUGUGCUCUAUUAUACUUCGGACAAAAGACCUUCCCUGACACCAUCACCUUCUCCUAGUAUUCUAACGCUGUCGCCAGGAUGUAGUGAACGUGACCCUGUGGAGAAAAGUGAUCAUGAACAGGAGGAUCCCAAAUUCAUUUUCCCUGUUAUUCAGAAUCCUCCCUCGUCAAUUUUAAUUGUUGUUGAUGAAGAUGAGUCAGAUAUCGACUUCGAUUUGCCCGGUAGUCCAAAUACCUGCUUGACUUCCGAUGGAUUAGAGAAUGAUGAGCAAUCAGAAGAUGAAUCAAGAAAGAUGGAAGAAUAUGUUCGAAAUAAAAAGUUGCACUCGAGAAGCCAUCGAAGCAAAUCAUCGUCAUCGGAAUCCUCAAUUAUCAUUGGGGUUACCAACGAUUUAACUCCGACACUCCGAAGUUCAUACUUUCAAUUGGACCAAGACUCGGCAUCCGACUCUGAAGAAGGACAUGUUGUUGACUUGGACGGCAUAGAGUUCUCCAUGACCUCCCUUCCAACAGCUGAUAAUGAGCGUCCUAAAAUGGUUUCGCGUGCAACAUCCACGAACGACUUAAUCUUCGAAGAAGCGAAUCGUAAAACAACAUCAGUUAAAACGGAAAGUCGUCAACCUCAACAACCUGAGACGUCAAUCUCUGCAUUCCCAUUAGAAAAUAAUUCCAAAUAUAGCGCUAAGAAAGCUGUAAACGUUCGCAAAUCCGAAAGGCGGAGUCAAUCAUCAAAACGAUAUAUAAACUGGAGAUGGGAAAAGCUAUCUCGGUUGUCGCCGAACGUCUCCUCUUCUACUAAAACUAUAAGAAGCGAAAUGUCAUCUACACCAAUUAUUAUUGAAGAUAAAGUUAGUGAUGACGAUGUAUCGUCUGCUGACCAGGAUGUUGAAUUGAGACUUUUCGACGGAAGAGUUCUUGACAAUAUCGAGAGUUCUUCGACAGAAGAUCUCUUGGCUCUAGACAUAAGACCCAGCUCUGCAGGUCGCAAAUCAGUGUCUUUCAGUGAGAAAGUUAAGGAAGAAAUUGUUUCCCCAGAUUCGAGAAGGAAAAGUGUUCCUCCAACGUCUCCUGUAUCACUUUGCGUGACUGCAAGACCAAUUUUAAAGAAAGAAGACAAGCAUCGCGAAACAUUGCAUAAACUAAUGUGUCAUGCUGCUGAAAGACUAUAUAAAGAUUUGCGUAUGCUUAUUGAAGAAAGAGAUCGCUCAGUUCAUGCCAUCGAUUUAGUUCCAAAUGAUAUCGGAGAUCUGAGCGCACACUCAGGAACAUAUCAAUCGCAAUAUCGAGAAAAACUUCUUCAAAAUAAGGAUGCACUGGAUCGGCGAAUUUCAGAAGUAUGGAUCAAGCUGAAAGAACUCCCGCUGGAUAAUUCUAAAUCAAAUUUCGUUUAUAGUGUUAAUGAUAGCUCUUUAUUAACACUUAAUGCUAGAAGACGUAUCUUACAACGAAGAAUUUCAUUUCAACAACCAUCAAUUAGCGAUAGAGUUGGAAGAUCGGAUCAUUUAGAAAUGGCCUCUGAUUAUGCAACGAGGUUGGCGCAUAUGAGGGAACGUAUGAUUCGACGGGACUCAGAAGUUAGGAAAGAAGAUGAUAGAAGUGUUGAAGAAAUUUUACAGCGUGUUAGUCGGGCGCUUUACGGUUGA
Molecule: messenger RNA, 3045 nt
Organism: Auanema sp. JU1783
Lineage: Eukaryota; Metazoa; Nematoda; Chromadorea; Rhabditida; Rhabditidae
Source: the annotation of a GenBank genome assembly